GCCGGUGGGAAAGUCAGCACGACGUGUCGCGGACGGCUGCGGCCAGAGGCCCCGCUGCGGCCGACGCGCCCCCGCCCAGGCCGCCCAGUGGCCAGGCCCCCCGUCCAGGAGUGGACCCCACAGGCGCCUCCCCGAGCCCCGUGAAAUCCUUGAUGCCGCAGUUACAGAUGCCGAAGCUCCUCAAGUCCCUCCUGCCCCUCCGUGAGGACAAGAAGGGCAAACAGCCGUCGCCCCUGGCACACCAGGCCAGGGGCCCAGAGGCGACUGAGCAGACCGUCCCCGGGGCGAGGGCCCACGGCAGGCCUGCCCAGGGGCCUUCCCAGCUCCCCGUGGCCACCACCUGGCAGACCGCAGACGGCCCGGACGGGCCGCCCAGCCCCCUGAGCGAGGCCUCCAGCGGGUACUUCUCCCACAGCGUGUCCACCGCCACCCUGUCAGACGCCUCCGUCCCGGGCCUGGACGCCGCGGCCCAGACUCCAGGCUCGCCCCCUCUGGCCCUGCGCCUGGUCACCCCCGAGGAGCUCUCGCCCACACCUGCUGUCCCUUGCCCCGACGGGAGCCCCGCUGCCCGGAUGCCUGUGCUGGCCGGGUCCGCUGAGCAGAGUGGCGGCCACCUGGCGCCCGAGGCCAGCGGAGUCUCCUCGGAGAAGCAGGAGCCGGCAGGCGCUUCCCCGACGCUUCCCCGCCCCCCCGCGGCCUCCCUGGAGUCCCCCGGCCAGCAGAAUGGAGGCCACGUGUGCUCCGCCACCCCGCAGCUCGGCCGCCCCAAGGACCCGGCGAAGCCGGCCGGCAGCUGCGAGGCGGACGCCAGCAGAGCACAGCGGCCCCCGGACCCGCUGCCUCUGUCGCUCACCGCGGCCCCGCCCUUCCGCGUCCGGAAGGUUCGAACCUCCUCUGAGCUCACGUCGUUCUCCUGCAUGCUGGGCGGUGACCCCGGCUGCCCCGCCGGUGCCGAGGGGGCCCCCCCGGCCUCGGCAGGGCCGGGCGAUGCCUGCUUCGAGGGCCGGGCCCUGGGGAAGCUGGACGUUUCCUCUGAUUCCGAAGAGGCCAGCGAGGUGCCCGAGUGGCUCAGAGAGGGCGAGCUCAUUUCCGUGGGCACCAACAAAGUGGGAGUCGUGCGCUACGUGGGGCCCACCGACUUCCAGGAGGGCACCUGGGUCGGAGUGGAGCUGGACCUGCCUGCAGGUGAGGGCUGCUGGCGCCGGGGGCGGGGGGCCGCGGGGGGCCGCGGGCCUGCUGUGUGUCCUGAGGCCCAGAAAGCCUGA
Messenger RNA from Condylura cristata (star-nosed mole), 1265 nucleotides. Its product is annotated as kinesin-like protein KIF13B. The record is from RefSeq and is a predicted model, not a curated record. The coding region runs from base 153 to 1265 and encodes 370 amino acids. The transcript is spliced from 3 exons. Lineage: Eukaryota; Metazoa; Chordata; Mammalia; Eulipotyphla; Talpidae.